AUGCCCUGGCAGCCUCUCCCUCGGAUCGCAUUUGCUGUUGCGACAUUCCCCUUUGCUGCUGAGAGUCCGGCCGACCUGCCGCUUGAAAUUGGCGAUGAGCUCUACAUUAUCGAGGAGACGCCAGACGGAAACUGGCUGCGGGGGUACUUGGUCGCGCCGCCGAGCUUGCUUGCCGGCCUAACUUCGGUCAAGGGACAAACUCUGGAAGCUCGAGUGUUCAGUGGCAUCUUUCCCCGUAGCUGUGUUGAAGUUCGAGAAAUGCUAGGGGAAUCCGACGAGCGGGACGACCAAGACCAGGACCAAGAAUCCCAUGCAGACGAAAACCCAGAUACAGGAAGCCCCCGACCUGCUAGUGACUCAGCCAAGAGCGGCAUCACCGGGGGCGAGCCCAGGAAAGCUACUUCUCCCAUCAAUGCUGUUGUUGGCCCGGACAAGGGACGAAAACCAUUGUCAGAACUAAGCAAUGGCACUUUGGAGAAUCUAUCCGCACCUGUGAAGCGAGACCCAACCGCGCCAAAACCCGCCGCACCGGUUCCCUUACUAAAAAUUGGGGACGAAACCCCGACAUCUGCAGAGGAGCCUUUAAUUGACGAGAUUGCAUCGUGUCUGAGAGAGUGGCAUUCCAAGAAUCUUCACGAGCUCCUCCUCUCUAGACAAUACCGGGACCUAGACAAGCUCUCCGAGCUUAUUACUAGCCUCAACCUCAACAGACAGCAAUUCUUGUACAAUGUUCUCACCUCUCAUGAAUACGACCGUCUACGAGAGAAGACAGUAUGGGAUUUGGUGCGAGUGAACAAGCUCUGUGGAGGCGAAGUCAUUGUUCGUGAUCCAGUCGAACGUGGGCGUAUUCUGACUGGAGAUGAUUCUGUUGUUGGGAUAACUCGACUUCAGUCUGUCAUGACUCUUCUCGAUGAGCCGCCGCAGCCAACUCUCGAACUGACUAGCCUCCACCAUCUGCUCCUUGACGUCAAGGGCUUCGCUGGAUCGUCAUCUGAAGCCACAACCUUGGUGGUUUACCUGGUCACGAAGCCACAGUUUGAAGCCCUAUCGACCCUAUCGGAGUCAUUCGCCGUUGAUGUCCCUGCGGGCGGCACAAUUGGCGGUAUCGCCCAAGAGUCAGCAUCGCGAACUCUCUUUAUUGAUCUUUCCGCUCACGAUAUAGGCGACUCAACGUCGGCCGAAUCUGAUUUGUAUUUAGUAGUAAAGGUUCUUGCUUCGCAGCAGGUGCUGCCAGACAAGCCAAUCUCAAGGUCUGGAACGGCCACAGAAGGAUCAUUUCCAAGAGAAAACUCCAAAACCCCUACUUCUAGCGUAUCCAAAUCCACUAGGCGAAGCUUGAUGUGGGGGAGCAAGCCUGGACGUUCUACUCUCUCUCGAGGCUCAGUCCUCCCCAAAAAGGAAUCUUUUGAGCAGCAAGGCCCGCGCCCCGUGACGACAUCGGAUGGUUAUGGGCCUCCUAGCACGGCUAGCUCAAAGAAUGGAACAGGCAAUCCAGAAGUAGCCCAAACAGUACAACGCACUGUUGGAGUUGGCAUCUUGAAAGUGAACUCGAUAAUGAAGCAAGGGGAAGAGGUUGAGCAGCUUGUUAAUAUCUGGUCACCGGUGAAUGGUCGGGCAUCAACGGAAAGGGAUAUGGAUGACGACUUUGAUCCACUCAUCCUGGAGCUCAUGGACAAUGCCGCAGGACGAUAUGAAAGGUCACGUAGAGGUGAAAGGCUACAAGUCUCCCUGCAAGCAUUCGACCACCCUGACGCAGACGCCCUGAUCAAAGCGACACCGACACUAUUAUCUGGCAUUUGCCAAACGAAUAGAAUGGGCUUCUCUGGAGCCCCAACGAAGCCAAGAUCUGAUAUUUAUCUCACAAUCAACACAGCUUCUUUGGCACGCCAGCAUCUGUUAUCUCGAUAUGGAGGAAGCGCAACCACUAUGCCCUCUGGAAUCCAAGGCAACAACUUCCAAGUUACCGUAGAGGUUCGUGCACCUUCUGGUCAGCGAUUCGAAAACUCCAUCUAUGCUGGCUCCAACAAGGACCCAGUGACGACGUUCAAGACUGCAGCUGCAGAACGAGGAGAAGCCUGGAACCAGACACUCAGACUUUCAUUGUCGCCGGCUGAUGUAUCCACGGCACACGUUGUCAUGUUCUUGUGUGACGUGCCCGGCCCUCCUUUCGCUGUCGCCCAUAUGCCCUUGUGGGAUAGACAGGCAUUCAUCCGGGAUGGCCGCCAUGGGCUGCUUCUCUAUAAGAUAGAUGAAAACACUUCAACAGCCCAAGCAGGCCCAACCGGCAAGGGUGGGUAUUUAUCCGUGCCUUGGGCUCCUCGAGGGAGGGACGAACACUCUGAAAAUGUAACGGGUCCGUUGGCCGUGUUGAACGUCAAUACAUUUCUCUGCAGCACACGAUUCUCCCAGGACAGAAUCAUCCUUGGCCUUGUCAAAUGGAAAGAUUUGCCAGGAGAAGAAGUUUCCGCAGUCUUGAGACAGUUGAUGUUUGUACCUGAAAUUGAGGUGGUCAAACUGCUCAGCGACGUGCUUGACGGACUGUUCGGAAUUCUGGUCCAACACUCCGGGAACAACGAGUUUGAAGACCUGGUUUUCACUGCAUUGGUCAGAGUCUUAGGCAUUGUGCAUGAUCGUCGAUUCAAUCUAGGCCCUCUGGUUGAUCAAUAUGCAGAAACUCAGUUCAACUACCCCUUUGCUACUUCGGGCCUCGUCAGUUCAUUUGCGCGUCUGCUAGACAAGCCAACUGAGCCAGAAACCUCUCGAAAUCUUCGGUCUACAUUUAAGGUUGUUAGGCACAUUUUGAAGUUCAUCACUCAUGCUCGAAAGCAGCAAAAGGUCAAGGAAGCGGGCAUCGGAAUCACAUCUUCACCACAAGGGUUCACUCGACAGCUUCGUUCCAUUUUCAAGGCUCUCGACCGCAUGAUGCGAAAUCCUGCCCCUGUUCUUGUUGGUAGUCAAACAUUGGCAGUGCAACACUUUCACACUUGGCUGCCGGAGCUUACGGGCUUGCUGAAUACCGAGGAGAUCACCCACAUUGCCAUUGACUUCAUGGAUUCUUGCACUCAAGUCAAGGGCAAAUUGAUCUUGUACAAAUUGGUUCUCGUCAUCAACUAUUCCAAGCUGGAGCUUUUUGCCCACCCAGAUCAAAAGUCUGCACUGUGUGCCAACACGGUCCGCUGGAUAUCGCCGCAUUGGGGCCAUGUUGAAGAAGUCACGGAACAGUGGCGGGAGCAGGUGCGUCUCUGCUGCUCUGUGAUUGCUAGCCAGGCCGAUUACUUGGGCCCCGAAAUACCGGAUCAUAUACCGAGGAUCAUCGAUUCGUACCUGUCGUUGUUAUCGUUGCCCCCGAAACCCCGAAAGCGACUCUCGCUCCUCUUCCCAUCGGCCUACCCUUUCCCCUCGAGGCCUGUUUCUGCUAAUCUCACAUUCGACGAGAGCCUGGCAGAACUGUCCGCAAUUCUCUCUGCCAUAUCCAAUUCCACCGCCGGGAUGCAGCUUGAGUUGGCGGCCGAGGCUGAUCAGGGUACCAUCUUGGAGAACUUGCUGCGCGUGCAUAUGAGCAUACUCUCAGGCGAAGCUUUCCCCGCCGGCUGGCUCAGUCUGCACAUCUUCCAUCACAAGUCGACUAUGCGCACUCUACAGUACGUGGCCACCCUCAUGCUGGAAUCGUUCCUACCAGACCCUGAUGAGGCCGAGACUUUCAAUAUGGAGCUGUGGAAACUAUUCUUUACAACACUCCUCAAAUUGGUGGGUAGCACGUCUCUGGCGUUGGAAACGUUCCCGGAACAGAAGAGAAGGGCUGUUUGGAAAAUCGCCGGUGAUGUGAGAGAGCAUGGUGCCGAGCUUCUGCGAACAACAUGGGAAGCCAUUGGCUGGGAGACCACUAUUGACGAGCAAAACCGCUACGGCCUCUCCAAGAUUGGAGGAUACCAAGUGCAAUACGUCCCCGCCUUGGUUGGACCGAUCGUCGAGUUGUGCCUGAGCGUUCACGAGGGUUUGCGACGAAUGGCAGUUGAAGUUUUGCAGACAAUGAUUGUUAGCGAAUGGGCGCUUAGCGAAGACUUGACUGUUAUUCAAACGGAGAUGAUUGACAGCUUGGAUCAGUUCUUCAAGUCCAAACCCCUGACAGAGAGCAUACUACAGAAGCUCUUCAUUGGCGAGGUGUUGGAGCGGUUUCAACCGCUGUCCGAAAUUCCAGACGAGCCACUGUACGCCGCAGUUCGAGAACUUGUAUCCACUUUGGACGAGUUUCUCGAUCUGCUCGUUGCGGUUCACGGAGGAGACGACAGUGGAGAGGCAACAAGCAUCAUCAAUCGUUUAAGACUAAUGGAGUUUCUUCGUGAUAUGCAAAAGGAGGAAAUUUUUGUUCGCUACGUGCACCAGCUUGCGACUCUGCAGGCGGAGAGCCGAAACCACGCCGAAGCCGGUCUUGCAUUGCGCCUUCAUGCGGAUCUUUAUGAAUGGGAUCCAACUAGACAAGUGACAGCUCUGGAAGAGCCAGAGUUCCCAGCGCAGACACAGUUUGAACGCAAGGAGAAGAUCUAUUUUGAUAUGGUUAAGCACUUUGAAGAGGGCGAGUCAUGGAGCAAUGCCCUAACUGCGUACAAGGAGCUACAGACACAAUACGAGACCAAUGUCUUUGACUUUGCGAAACUCGCUAGGACAGAGCGCGCUAUCGCCACCAUCUACGACACCAUUUCCAAGAGCGAAAAACUGAUACCGAGAUAUUUCAAAGUUGUAUACAAGGGGUUGGGUUUCCCAUCUGGUGUUCGGGACAAGGAGUUUAUUUAUGAAGGAGCUCCAACGGAACGUGCGGCGGCCUUUACCGAUCGAAUGCAGGAACAAUACCCUUCAGCUCAGAUUGUGACAUCAGGGCGCAUUGACGAAGUGGAAGGACAGUUCUUGAUCGUAUCUUCAGUAACCCCACACCGGGACAUGUCUCAUCAAGUAUUUCAAAGAGCGCGUGUUCCCCAAGUCAUUCGUGACUUCCUAGUGUCUUCGCAUCCCCAGAGCUUCUCCUUUACAACCAAGCGUAGCACGGCUGGUGCGGUAGAGAACCACUAUGCAGAGAAGACCGUUUUCGUCACUGCCGAGCCUUUCCCGACUAUUCUGCGUCGCAGUGAGAUCAUUGAGACUCAUGAGAUUAGACUCGAUGCUCACGAAACAGCUUUAGAGCGCAUCGUGCGGAAGACACAGGAGAUGACGGCUCUUGAGCGCCGACUAUCAGAUGGAGAGGAGGAAGUGGGACAACUUUUGCUGGAUGCGACAUCUAUUUCCGUAAAUCCGUCAUCUGAGCAAAGCGUAAUGUGUUAUCGCGGGCUGCUUCCCGAACCUGAAGAGGAGGAGGAGGACGACGACGAGAACGAGGACGAUGAGCCAGAGCUGGAGCCACAUGACCUUGCAAUCAAGAUGGCGCUUGUGGACCAUGCCAUGAUGAUCAAGAGGGUUUUGGCCCUAUUUGCCAGAAGCAACAACCCAAUGCUGUCUCAGAAACAAGAAGAACUCCAACGAUUUUUCGAAGUAACGUAUGAGCCAGAGAUUGCAUUGUUUGCUCCUCCUCCUCCAACGCCUCGCGAAACAGUUUCGACCCCGUCGACAACUUUCCGAGGCACUUUUCCGCCAGUCGAUGAAGGCCCUUCGCAGUGGGCACAUAUUGCCACGCCCUUGAACGGCACCAAAGCCGAGGAGACGUCCAUUGUUCGCCAGGUAUCACUUCGACAGCGAAGUGCCAGACUAAGCUUCUUGCCUGGGCGACGACAGCAUCAUCAACAACAACAGCAACAGCAACAACCAUCGCCAACAAAGCAGGAGGGUGACGAAGCUCCUGAAAUGGAAACCGCCCCUGGAAGCCCAGAGUCCAAGAUGUCAACCAGCAGAAGCCGAAGCUUUAGUAAGAGCAGCCGACGACAGAGCAUUUUUAAGCCACCGUCUGUGGACGAAAGCUUGCAAGAUGCCGUGAAUGGGAGUGGACGACGAGGCAGCUCAGCUAGCAAGGGAAGCGUGGAUAGAAAGAGCAGCAGCAUUGACGAGUUUGUAACGGAAGCAGAAUAUCCCGUGGUUAAAAGAUCCGGAAGCAUGAGGAAGAGAUUAAGUCUUUUUAAGAUGGGGAUCAAAAGCAACAAGCAUGGAGGGACGAUGAGGAGCGUCGACGAGGAGUAG
Messenger RNA from Metarhizium brunneum ARSEF 3297, 6159 nucleotides. It is a transcript of the gene DOCK1, whose product is annotated as Dedicator of cytokinesis protein 1. Gene Ontology annotation, cellular component: cytoplasm; plasma membrane. Lineage: Eukaryota; Fungi; Ascomycota; Sordariomycetes; Hypocreales; Clavicipitaceae. The record is from RefSeq and is a predicted model, not a curated record. Gene Ontology annotation, biological process: small GTPase-mediated signal transduction. Gene Ontology annotation, molecular function: guanyl-nucleotide exchange factor activity; small GTPase binding.